Molecule: messenger RNA, 348 nt
Organism: Angiostrongylus costaricensis
Lineage: Eukaryota; Metazoa; Nematoda; Chromadorea; Rhabditida; Metastrongylidae
Source: the annotation of a GenBank genome assembly
AUGGAGACGAUCUGUACCUACAAUGCACGUACACUUGCAUCCGAGCCCUCGAUAGAAGACUUGCUCAUGCAGGCAGGAAGGAUGCGGCACGACGUCAUCGACCUGACCGAGACGAGAAGACGUAAGCCUUUCAACGUCGUAUAUGACAACGGAGAAGAACUGUUCCUCGGAACAUGGAAUGGUGGAGGAGUCGGCGGCGUCGGCGUUCUCGUCAACAUGAGUUUGUCCAUGAACAUCGAUUCAUUCGAACAACUUACAACCCCAAAAAGAACUUUUACAACCAAAAAGACGUGGGUCAAUUCCGGCUUUGACAAACUUCGUCGUUCAAGCGCCGACAUCAAACUAUGA